Messenger RNA from Nymphaea colorata (pocket water lily), 2222 nucleotides. RefSeq names its product allantoinase. Gene Ontology annotation, biological process: purine nucleobase catabolic process; allantoin catabolic process. The record is from RefSeq and is a predicted model, not a curated record. The coding region runs from base 647 to 1879 and encodes 410 amino acids. The transcript has 16 exons. Gene Ontology annotation, molecular function: cobalt ion binding; zinc ion binding; allantoinase activity. NCBI's taxonomy places the organism in Eukaryota, Viridiplantae, Streptophyta, Magnoliopsida, Nymphaeales, Nymphaeaceae. Gene Ontology annotation, cellular component: cytoplasm.
UUAAUUGUGGAAGAUCUGGACAGGAGAUUCAGCUUUUUUGCCUGCUCUCUGCAUAUUCCUUCACGGACAUCCACGCCAACUCAUCCUUCAAUCAUCGUGUCAGGAAUCUUCACGCCAGAAGAUACGGCGCCUCCAAAUAAUGGUGUCGCUUCAGCUAACUCCGAGCUAGCCGGAGAUGAGACUGAACUGAGCCACAGGCCACCAUCACCAAGUGAGGAGGAUAACAACGUUGGCCGCGAUUUAGCCAAGGAGGAGGGAGGCUAGCCGUGGGGGGAAGGAGUGAGGCAGGCGUCACCGCUCGGUGGCUCCCGCGUUCUUGGAGAGUCAGGAAGCAUGGAUGCCCUCCGUUUGUGGAUUCUACCUGUCGCUUCCGCUAUCGCUGUCUUCGUUCUGUUAUAUCGUCCAAUCCCCACGAAGGAUAUAUUUUGAAUGAAGUAUUUCGUGUGAUGUUUCCCGUAAGAAACCAAAUGAAGGCUGCAGUCUUCUUCCACAUGAUCAUUUUUGGAUUUACAGCAAAAGAGUUGUGACACCAAAUGGAGUAAUUAACGGUGGAGUUGAAAUAAAAGGAGGGAGAAUCUUGUCUGUGGUUGAGGAGCACGGAAAAUUUUCAAACAACCAUGCAGUCGACUAUGGAGAGGCAGUAAUCAUGCCCGGCUUGAUAGACGUGCAUGCACACCUUGAUGACCCUGGAAGGGCUGAAUGGGAAGGAUUUCCCACUGGCACUAAAGCUGCUGCUGCUGGUGGUAUUACUAUGCUGGUUGACAUGCCACUUAAUAGUGAUCCCUCAACAACAACUGUAGAAGCACUCAAACUUAAGGUGGAUGUGGCAAAGGGAAACAUCUACGUUGAUGUUGGUUUUUGGGGUGGACUUGUUCCUGAGAAUGCCUUCAACUUGACAUCUCUGGAAGGUCUUCUUGAAGCAGGUGUUCUGGGGCUUAAGUCAUUUAUGUGCCCUUCUGGAAUCAACGACUUUCCUAUGACAAAUGUGAGCCAUAUCAAGGAGGCACUGCAUAUUCUUUCAAAGUACCGGCGACCUUUACUCGUGCAUGCAGAGAUUGAGCUGGACUCCAAUAAUCGUGAAGAAUUAGGAAACAAUCUUGAUGACUUCCAGUCUUACUCAACAUACUUAAAGACAAGACCACCAUCUUGGGAACAAGCUGCCAUUGGAGAACUUUCAAAAGUUGCUGAAGAUACAAAACCUGGUGCACGUUCAGAAGGAGCUCAUCUGCAUAUUGUUCACUUGUCAGAUGCAAGCAUUUCUUUAGAUCUAAUUAAGGAAGCUAAGAAUGAUGGUCGCAGUAUCAGUGUCGAGACUUGCCCACACUAUUUGGCUUUUUCAGCAGAAGAGAUCCAGAAUGGUGAUACUCGCUUCAAAUGUGCUCCACCUAUACGUGAUGCUGCCAAUAAACAAUUAUUAUGGAAAGCCCUAAAGGAAGGGUGUAUUGAUAUGUUGAGUUCUGACCAUUCACCCACAGUACCACAGCUUAAGCUUCUUGAUGAGGGUGACUUUUUACGAUCAUGGGGUGGAAUAUCAUCUUUGCAGUUUGUUCUCCCUGUAACAUGGUCAUUUGGACAAGAACAUGGUAUUACUUUACAGCAGCUAUCCUCAUGGUGGAGUGAAAGGCCUGCAGAGCUUGCUAGUCAAAAAUCAAAGGGAACUAUUGAAAAAGGGAAGGAUGCAGAUAUUGUUGUAUGGGAUCCAGAUUCAGCCUUUGAGAUUGAUGAAAAUUUUACUAUUUACCACAAGCAUCAGAUUACACCUUAUGCAGGAAGGAGGCUUUCUGGUAAAGUGUUGGCAACUUUUGUCAGGGGAAAUCUAGUUUACAAUGAUGGUUUGCAUGCUCCAGCUGCAUGUGGUGUUCCUAUUUUUGCAACAUAAUUUGGCCCUACGCAGCUCUUGGAUGUAGGUAUAAUAGAAAUCUUUUUCUACUUCUAAGAUCCCUUAGUUUUAUUUACCUUGUGGUGUUCAUCUUGGUGGUCGUUAAGUUACUUCACCAGUUAUUCCCGUGUUUGCAUCAUUGCAUGCAGCAAGGUGAAAAAUUGUAAAUUUUAAUGUGAAACCUCUAUUAGGAGCAGGAUUACUAGAGAUUAUUUGUGAAUUGUUACACAUCCCUUGCUUCAAUGGCAGUCCAUUCUCCGUUCUUUUUUUUUUGGUAUGAUGUUUCAACAUUGUAAAGCACACAACUUCUCAGUUGCAUAUCAGUUUCUUACGUGUUAUUUCA